This is a messenger RNA of Vombatus ursinus (common wombat), 381 nucleotides long. Its product is annotated as podoplanin-like. Gene Ontology annotation, cellular component: filopodium; lamellipodium; basolateral plasma membrane. Gene Ontology annotation, molecular function: signaling receptor binding; protein-folding chaperone binding; chemokine binding. Bases 1 to 381 code for a protein of 126 amino acids. The record is from RefSeq and is a predicted model, not a curated record. NCBI's taxonomy places the organism in Eukaryota, Metazoa, Chordata, Mammalia, Diprotodontia, Vombatidae. The transcript has 5 exons. Gene Ontology annotation, biological process: positive regulation of platelet aggregation; regulation of myofibroblast contraction; regulation of substrate adhesion-dependent cell spreading.
AUGGUGUCUGGAGCCAGCACAACCUUACCAGAAGAUGGUGUGACCACAGCAGUCUCCAGUGACGGGCAUUCUUAUGGUUCUGAUGAUGCAUCGACGUCGCUGCCCCCAAGAACUGUAAGACCCCACCACACCCCAACAUACGAUGAUGAUAAAUCCACUCCAGAGCCCACAGUCCACAGCAGAGAGAACUCCACGGACUCCAGGGUUAUAACUGACCAUCCUAGCGAGAAAGUGGGUGGAGAGACAGAGACAGCAACUGAGAAAGGAGGCUUGGAGACCAUAGCAUUGGUGGGAAUCAUUUUGGGAAUCGUGAUCGCCAUUGGUAUCAUUGCUGGAAUCGUCAUUGCAGUCGUGAGGAAAAUGUCGGGCAGGUACUCGUAA